Messenger RNA from Myzus persicae (green peach aphid), 1595 nucleotides. RefSeq names its product low-density lipoprotein receptor-related protein 2-like. The coding region runs from base 202 to 1548 and encodes 448 amino acids. Lineage: Eukaryota; Metazoa; Arthropoda; Insecta; Hemiptera; Aphididae. The transcript is spliced from 6 exons. The record is from RefSeq and is a predicted model, not a curated record.
UGUACCAGGAACAGUGCUGUAUUAAUAAUCUAAUAAGUAACACUAUAAAUAAUACUAAAAUCAUCUUCGCGAUUGUCAUUCGUUCAUAGUCUGUUUCCUUGGACUUUGGCCGCGGUGGAUUAUUCGAUUAGUGUGUUUGUCUGUGAGCUUGUCCCUACCCAGCAUCUACGACAAGAGUUUUCUACUUCAAACGCGUACGCGAUGGUGACCCGACCAACUCCAGAUUCGGCUAAGUCGACGCACAUCUUGGCCGCUGCAUUGGCGUUACUCUGGCUGGCAGCCGGAGGAUACAGUCAAGAUGCGGUAUCGUCGCCAUGCAGCAACAACAACGCUGGUUGUCAGCACAUGUGCAGUUUGUAUGAGGAUAUUUACAGUGAUUUAGCAUACAAAUGUUCCUGUUACACGGGAUAUCAACUUGCGGAAGACAAGCACAAGUGCGAUUUAAUCGACGAAUUUUUGUUGUACUCGCAAUCAUCGAUCAUAGGAGGAACCCUCUUGAAAAAUAUAUCCGAAGGGUAUACUGAAGCUAUACUGCCUGUGCCCGCUAGGUAUGGGUGCAUGGGUCUAGAUUUCGAUGCUCAUGCCGAUUACAUUUAUUUUUCGGAGUUUGAUUCAGCGAGAUAUAUCUAUAGGAUAUACAGAAACGGGACACAUAGAGAAACUAUAUUAUUCUCUAAGUACGAGAGGAUGGAUGAUCUUUCCAUCGAUUGGGUGACAAAAAACCUAUACUAUAUUGAUACCAAUAAAGGUACAUUGAACGUGUUAAGCACCCGCAACGUGACCAACAAAAGAGUGCUAUUGCAGAACGAAUCCAUCACACGACUUGUUCUCCAUCCCAACAAGGGAUACAUAUUCUUUUCUGAAUAUGGAGUGAGCCGUGUGAACAUGGAUGGUUCAAAUCUGAUCAGUUUUAAAUAUACGGGUUUAUAUUGGAAUAUAGGAUUAGCUAUAGAUUUCGCUGCGGACCGGCUGUACUGGUGCGAACCAAAUCAAAACUUAAUUUAUCACUCAAAUUUGGACUUGACGGAUGUGAUAUCUAUCAAAUCGAGGUGGAUAAAUUCGCCACGGUUAAUAACCACACAUAAAGAUUGGAUGUACAUCAUCAAUAAUUAUGGGAGUAACUCUAUAAUUAAAUUACACAAGCUGACUGGCAAAUUGGAGGACAAAAUCGAGGUCCAGAGCCAUGACGAUGACUUUUCUAAGCUGUACAACCUGAAGAUUUAUAGCAAAUACGAACAGCUUAUCGACAACACGCACCCGUGCUCAAUGGCAGCUAACUACGGUGGUUGUCAGAAACUGUGCUUUGCGGUGCCCUCCAAUAAGUCAAUCACUUCGUCACUAAAAGCGAUAUGCGGUUGUCUGAUCGGCGAGAAGGUUGAUUCGGACGGUAAGACGUGCGUGGACGAAUCGAAAGCCUUGACCGAUUCGAAAGACAUGGUGGAUUCGAAAGCCGUGAUCGUGUCUGUUUCAGGAGACGCCUCAAGAAACAUACAAUAUCGUUAUGUAACUUUUGUUUGUUUUGCGCUAGUAUACCUAUUUACUAUUUAGUUAUGGAUUUAAUAUGGAAAAUAUAUUGUUCAGUUGACUAUUAUUGC